Molecule: messenger RNA, 3042 nt
Organism: Rotaria sp. Silwood1
Lineage: Eukaryota; Metazoa; Rotifera; Eurotatoria; Philodinida; Philodinidae
Source: the annotation of a GenBank genome assembly
AUGUUUGCUAAACGGCAAUUUUCAUGCGUCAUUUCAAAACGUUUGUAUUGGUCUUUUUUUAUUCGUUAUCAAUCAACGACAACUACCGAUCUAAUUAAAACGUCUCCAUCUGAUAUUGAACGGAAAUCAACCAUCGAUUAUACACCAUGGGCAACAUCAGAAUCAAAUGGAUUAAUUAAUUAUUUAUCUGCUCGAAUUAAAACUGUUGGACCUAUAACUGUAGCUGAAUUUAUGCGUGAAGCAUCGUUAAAUCCCAAAUAUGGUUAUAAUACACGGCAUGAAGUCUAUGGUAAAAAAGGUGAUUUUAUCACGACACCUGAAAUUAGUCAAUUGUAUGCUGAAUUAUUAGCUAAAUGGCUUAUGCAAGAACAUUCAACAAUUGGUGGAAAUGUUUUACAAUUAGUCGAAAUGGGACCUGGUCGAGGUCUAAUAAUUAAUGAUAUUAUUAAAAUAUUAAAAAAACACAAAUAUUCUCAUACACAUACAUUUUUUGCUUUGUAUGAAAAUAAUCUACAUAUGCGACGACGUCAAGCUGAAACAUUACUUGGACGAUCGUUUAAUCCAUUAGUUGCGAAUGAUUAUCGAAUAAAAGAUGGUAAUUAUUCUCUUAUAUGGAUCGAUGAUUUUAAACAAUUACUUCCUCAUGAUACAUAUAUUAUUGCAAAUCAAUUUUUUGAUGUUUAUCCUAUACAUAAAUUUCAAAAAACAUCACAAGGUUGGAAAGAAGUUAUGAUUGAUUGGAAUCCAAUAACAAAACAACUUCAAUAUGUGUUAUCAUUAAAGCCAACAUCAAUGAUUAGACUUUAUGAAAAUUUUCUUAAUAAUAUCAAAGAUAGACAACAUGUAGAAAUCAGUCCACAACGUGCAAUGAUAAUGCAAUCUAUGUGUACGCAUUUAAUGAAAUAUGGUGGUUCAGCUUUAAUAGGUGACUAUGGUCAUUGGGGUGAAAAAGGUGAUACAUUUCGUGCUUUUCGUAAAGAUGAACUAGUCGAUCCACUUUCUGAUCCUGGUAAUAUUGAUAUAACAUCAGAUGUUGAUUUUGAAGAAUUAUCAAUGCGUGGUAUGCAAGUACCGAAUGUUCAAUUUUUUGGACCAAUUUCUCAAGGAAAUUUUCUCUAUAAUUUGGGCUUGAAUGAUCGAUUAACAAAUUUAACAUAUGACAAAACACCUGAAGAACAAGAAGAAAUUUUAAGUGAUGUGGAAAAAUUAGUUAGUUCAGAAUAUAUGGGUGAUAGAUUUCUUUAUAUUUGUGCACAACGAACAAAUAAAAUAAAUGCACCUGCGGGAAAUUUUAUUAAUGAAGUUAAUUCAUGCGUAGAAGAUUCACUUAUUGGUUAUGUUCGUACGCAUGAUAAUUUAGAAUUAGCUGGACGAGCAGUUAUUUCACGAUCACCAAUACGAUCCGUAGCUGUUAUUAGUGGAAAUGGAGCUGGUCAUGAACCAGCAAUGAUUGGAUUUGUCGGUCGUGGAUUAUUAAAUGCUUGUAUAUCAGGUUCAAUAUUUGCAUCACCACCAUCAGCAGAUAUAUUUCGUCUUAUUGUGGAAAUGAAACGUCGUGGUGCUAAACAAAUACUUAUAAUUAUUCUUAACUACACGGGAGAUCGUCUUAAUUUUGGUUUAGCUAUGGAACGUGCUAGAGAACUAGCUAUUGAUAUUGAUAUGUUAGUUAUUGCUGAUGAUAUUGCACUUAAUAAUCCUAUUGGGCCUCGAGGUUUAGCUGGAGCUUUAUUAAUAAUUAAAAUUGCUGGUGAACUAGCUGAACAAGGUAAAAAUAUGACUCAAAUUGUUGAUAUUUGUCAAAAAGUACGUGCUCAUUUACGUACAAUUGGUUUAUCUGCUUCGGGUAUUCGAGCACCGGGUCAACAACAAUCAUUUGAUUUAAUGGACGAUGAAAUGGAACUUGGCAUGGGUAUACAUGGUGAAACUGGUGUACAAAAAUUAAAAUUAUUACCAGUACGACAAACAAUUGAUUUAGCAUUCGAUCAAUUAUUUGUUGGUCCACGUACACUUGAUCUUUCACCUGAUACUAGUGUAUUACUUUUUGUCAAUAAUCUAGGUGGUUGUUCAAAUCUUGAAUUAGGUGUUAUUGUUAAAGAUGCUAUUGAAAAUUUAGAACAACGAAAAUUACAUGUUAAACGUGUCAUUUGUGGAGAAAUGAUGACAUCAUUUAAUAUGAAAGGUUUUUCAUUAAGUGUACUUAAAUUGGCAACAGAUAUGAGUUCAACUAUUUUAAAUUUACUUGAUGCACCAACUGAUGCUUUUGCUUGGCCUAAAAUGAUCAGUCCAGUACAAUCAUCAAAUAGUAUUCAAGCAGUAUCAGAUUCAUUAGAAUUUAGUGAACAAUUUACUUCACAAAUUGUAAUAAGUGAAUCUCCUUUAUCAUUGGAUUCAUCUCAUAGUGAAUUAGUUAAUCAAGCUCUUCAAGCUAUUGUUAAACGACUUCAUAGUGAAACAGAUGAAUUAAAUCGAUUAGAUGCUGUUUCAGGUGAUGGUGAUACGGGUACGGCAUUUCUACGAGCAGCUGAAGCCAUAGCACGUGAUCUAGCUAAUAAAAAAUUAGUACUUUAUAGACCAUCAUCACUUUUUCGUCGUCUUGGUCUUAUUGCAGAAAGUCGAAUGGGUGGAACAUCUGGAGCAAUUUGUGGAUUAUUUUUUGCAGCGACAGCUAAACAAUUAUCAUUAUCAAAGUGCUCAGGAAAAGUAAUUGAUAGUCUUUGUGAUGCAUUUGAAGCAGGAAUACAAUCCGUUGAAUCCUAUGCACGUGUGCAACCAGGUGAUAAAAGUUUAUUAGAUGCACUUAUUCCAGCUAUUGAUUUUGUUAAAUCAAAACGUACACAACAAAAUUUUAGAGCACAUGAUUGGAAAGACUUAGCAAUUGUUACUCAACAAGCUGCUCAAGAAACUAGAAAUUUUGUAGCUAAAGUUGGCCGAGCUGCAUUUGCAAAACGCGUAGAAAAUAUGGUACCUGAUCCUGGUGCUAUAGCUGUUUCUAUUAUAAUUCAAGCGAUCUGUGAUACCUUUGCUAAAGCAGCUAGUAAAUAA